Messenger RNA from Alosa sapidissima (American shad), 658 nucleotides. Its product is annotated as agouti related neuropeptide. The transcript is spliced from 4 exons. Bases 80 to 508 code for a protein of 142 amino acids. Gene Ontology annotation, molecular function: type 1 melanocortin receptor binding; neuropeptide hormone activity. The record is from RefSeq and is a predicted model, not a curated record. Gene Ontology annotation, biological process: positive regulation of feeding behavior; neuropeptide signaling pathway; adult feeding behavior. NCBI's taxonomy places the organism in Eukaryota, Metazoa, Chordata, Actinopteri, Clupeiformes, Clupeidae. Gene Ontology annotation, cellular component: extracellular region.
CUGGACUCCACCUCAGGAUCAGUCACACACGAUAGGAGGGCAGAAGACUUCUCACCCUUUGAGGCCUGAUUGAAUUGAGAUGCCAAACCUGGUUAAACACUGUUGGUGGAUCCUUAUUUUGAUUCAUCAGGCCAUAGGGGCAGUCCGCACCAACCGUAUGGAGGACUCUAACCCCAACCUGAGGAUGAUGGAGGCAGCUUUUCUGUCUAAUUUAGGUAAGGAUGCCUUAUCCAGAGUGGAUCCUAUAAAUCUGGACAUAGACUCAGUGGAAGAUCAGCUGAUGGAUGAACCUGGAUCAUAUGAUGACUUUCGACAGGAUGCUCGCCAGGCUGUGCAGCUCCAGAGCAGGUCCACCAAGGCACCACGUCGCUGCAUCCCGCACCAGCAGUCCUGCCUGGGGCACCACAUCCCCUGCUGUGACGCCUGCGACACGUGCUACUGCCGCUUCUUCAUGGCGUACUGCUACUGCCGCAACAUGGACCCCACAUGCACACACAGGCGUCCGUAGCACAGCCAGAGCCAUGGAUAGGACUGCACACAGACUCAGAGACAGAUGGAGGUUCCAUUAUCAGUAUGUCUAUGUGAUUUUGUUGUUAUGAUUCAUUAAUACAUGAUUAAUUGUGGUUGGUUUUGUGCGUUUUGUGUGUGUCAUGUCAGA